Messenger RNA from Anopheles gambiae (African malaria mosquito), 4356 nucleotides. RefSeq lists its product as uncharacterized. The transcript has 8 exons. The record is from RefSeq and is a predicted model, not a curated record. NCBI's taxonomy places the organism in Eukaryota, Metazoa, Arthropoda, Insecta, Diptera, Culicidae. Bases 1182 to 3926 code for a protein of 914 amino acids.
UUCUCUCGCAAACGCCCGUCCCAGCCGGACGUGUGUGCGUGUGUGGACCAGUGCGCGUAGCGUCGCCCUUCGGCCGUGUGCGGGUUUGUUUUGGGUAGCGCCCUUCAUCACAGAGGGGUUAAUUGAGCCAAUGUAAUUUGGCUACAUUACAACAGUGCGAUAUAGUGUGUAACUUACCCCGAAAACUCUCCAUUGUGCUUCGGAGAACGCGGUCAUUGUGUGUCAAACCAAAACAAUCAAAAAACGGUGCCCACUUUCACUACGGAAGAUCAUUGUUUUUUGUUGUUGUCGCUGCAGCCUGCUGUGUUGUGUGUUUUUUUUUCUAUCGCUGCUCACGCGGCUGUCACUGGAAUUGAGGUUGGAUGUGUUCCGUGCCGCGGGUGUGUCGCUGUGUGUGUGUGUGUGUGAACGGCAACAUUGUGCAUCGAGCUGAAUCAAACAUCAGUUUGUUUUUGCCACUUUCGAGGUGAAAUAGUGUGUAAUUGCAUGAUUUACCCAGGCGGUGGUACAGAACAAUCCGCCACAGCGGUGUUAGACAGAGUUUGUUGUUUUUCGGAGCAGAGCUUGGGGCGUUCUGUUUAUAGUUCGGCGUCGCCAAUUACCACGGCCGCCGGAAACGGUCGAUUUUACAACGAGGCCAGCAGCAGCACCAAACCCACAGCAAACACUUGGUGCCGAAGGUGUGUCAUUCUCGGUUCUCGAUUCCCCCGGGCCCAGCUGCUCCGCUGUCUGUCAGCCGCAUUGUGUUAGUUGGUGGUGGUGGUGGUGGUGGUGAUGUCAUUCGAAACCUUACCCUUUGCCUGUGCGUGUGUGUGUGGCUUCCUCCCGUCCGCGGGUGCAUUUGUCCGCCCCCCUCCCAAAAAAAACCUUUCACCUUGGCCGCUGCUGAUGUCCGCCAAACCUGCCCGCUUUUGGAGGAAAAUGAAAGGCGCUGACGGUGAUGGACGGAUGGGUUCGAACCCUGUUGUAACCAGCUUAUCAGCACCUUAACACGCGACGGUACCACUGAAAAAGGAAAACGCAAGAACAGCCUGCUGUGGUGGAACACCAGGAGCAGCUGUCAAAAAAACAGAAAAAACGCAACAAGUUUGUGCACCGACCAACCGGCACCGGGAAAAGUAGAACACAACCAUAUACACACACACAGACACACCCAUCAGUCCGCGUCUUGUCCGAUAGCGAUGGCCCAUUUUUCGCUCACCGAAAUGCCGACCGACCUGAAGGUGACGGAUACGUUCCCGAAGAGUGGCCGCGUAACGGAGGUUUGCAAAGAAUGGCUCGUGCGGGAGGAUGGUGCCUUAGCAUAUCAGCUGCAGAACCAAGAGAUUAACGAACACUACAAGGGUAACAAACAGCGCAACCAAAUCGUGCGGCAGGACUUCCCCACCGCCCUGUCCGAGCAAAUCCGGGAGAAGGAGGAUGCGGAGCGGCAGGCAGCACUGUACCAUCAGAUGAUAAACGAGCAAGAGGAGAUGGACGCAAAGGUGGCACGCGACAUUGCGGAUCAGCUCAACCGCGAGGCGCAACUGAAGCGCCAGAUGGAGCUGCAACGAGGCGAACUGUUGGCCCGCAAGCUGCAAGAGCAAGCCGUGCUGGGAGAUCGUAGGCAUCCGCCCGGAGUGGCGGGAAGUUCCGGCAGACAUCCACCGUCCGCGCAGGAGCAAAACGCAUUCCCGCUUCCACCUCGUGCGCAUCCAAAGCCAAAGCCCGGACCGGCCACGAACGGCAACCAGGAGCACGCGGGAAGCUCCCACUUUAUGGCGCAUUCGCCACCGCCGUGCGCAGCGCAGCAAAGCAACGAGCCGCCGGGUCUGCAUUACGCCUCGUUGGACCUGAACGCUCCGAAACGUCCGCCACCGCAGCCCGUGUUUCAGAAUGGCCGGGCCGUACCGCUAAGUCCGCCUCACCAUGCCGCCACCGGGUAUCAGGAGCGGCUGGAAGUGUUUCCGCCUCCACCACCGCCGCCAGCAGCAGCAGCUGCAAACUUCAAUCAGUACUCGGACGACGAGGAACCGGUCAGCGGGGCACAGUACGCCAACGUAAACCUGCACUCGCACACGCCGGAGAAAAAGCAACCUCAACAUGCGCCACCGUACCGGCAGCAGCCGGGUCGCUCGUUACAGCAGCAAGCGGCCGAUCUCGUCGACAGCAUCCGGCCGUACGAUGUGCCGCUAUCGAACGACGACUUUUCGUACCAGUAUCCACUGCCACCGACGGUGAACAACAUUUCCGCCCCUUCGAGCAGUAGAGUAGGUGGUGCAGUGCGGUACGGGGGUAAUAGCAAUAAUAAUAUCGUCCCCACGACGACGGAGGCCGACUAUCAGAACAAUACAAACUUUAACAAAAUGUCACCGGAAAAGUACGUGGCGCCGGCAGUGUCAUCGAGCCGUCAUGUCGCUCCCGAGGAUUACGGGCGGCGAAACGAAGCUCCACCGCUGCAGCGAACGUCCGCCAACCCCAUCAACUACAAUCUGUACGAUGAUGACGAUAUUGAUGAGGCGCUGGCAGGCACGAGCGGGACGUUUACGGCGACGCCACUCAAUCAGCUGGGGCUGCCGGUUGAGGCGGGACCGAGCGGCCGGUACGCGAACGGUGGAGCGACGCCCAAGACGGGUCACUCGCAUCACAACCACAACCACAACCACCAUCAUGCGAUCUACCAGAACCAACCUCAUUCGUCGCACGCUUCGCCGAGCCACUCGAAAGCGAGCAGCUACGACAAGACGGAUCGGAUCCGGACGCUGCAGGAGCUUGGGCUGGCGCCGGACGAGAUCCAGGAGAUCGAUAUGCGACUCGAGCAGGAGCUGCGCGAUGCGGAACUGGCCCGCAAGCUGCAAGAGGAGGAAGGCGGCACCGUCGAUCAGGAAUUCAUCGAUCGUAAGGUAGCGAUGGAGGCGCAAGACAAAGAGCUCGCCAAAAUGCUGCAGGAGCGGGAACGGGCCAAGGCAAAGCGAGCUCGCGAGAAGGCCCGACUAAAGAAGGAGCAACGGCUGCAGCAACAAAAGCAGGAGCAACGAGCGGAUGGCACCGUAUCGGAGGAUGACCCGGGUGCAGUUGGAGAAAUUGUUGCUGCUGCUGACCCAAACGCCGAUCCGGAUGCGAUCGUUGACGCUUCCUACUCCAACCCGAUCGAUAUGCUGCAGCAGCAGCAACAGCAACAAAGGCCACCAAAGCUGAUCUCCCCGACCGGCUCUGCCGCCGGUGCGAGAGGAUAUUACGGCGCACCGGUGCCAGUACCGACGACGGACCAUCCACUGCACAACCAUCGCCAGCAGGGAAGCAUUUCAUCGCACGGCUCGGGCUCUGGCAGUAUCGGUAACGGUGGACAGCAGCAGGCAAACCAGUUCGCAGGGCCAAUCAGUGACGAAAACUACUCCAACCCGGUCGACAUGAUUAAGCAGCAGAAGCAGCAACAGCAGCUACUGUUCCAGCAGCAACAGUUGUUACAGCAGCAGCAGCAGCAGCGUGGUGGACCGAACCUGAAGCUGUCCGCGAACGUGCAGCGGUUAAUUGAGAAUGGGCGCAAGGACGAUGAAAUCUAUGUGCUGCCCGUUUCGCAGGAAGACCAUCCGCCCAUGGAGCUGCCCCAGUCGCAGCGUACGCCACCGAGAGGUUCGAUGCAUCCGGCCAACGGUGGGCGGCACGUGUCAUCGCCUGGGUCAAGGAAUCAAUACCUGGACGAUAACAUCGCUGCAAAGAUUGAUCCAACCUUUGGCAGUGGUGCCGGUGGCAUGGGACACUCUCCAACCUCCACCGGGACGUCCUCUUCCGCCGCAAACGCAUCGCAACCAGACAUACUUGAAUUCUCCGACCCCGGGUCCUCUAGUCCAGUGCCGCCACCGUACAUGCCGAUACAGGGUACGCGCCGAACGAACGCGCCCGAUGGCAAGAAGCGCAAGUCGAAGGAGCGCUGCGCACAGCAAUAAGCGAAUGGAAUUGAUGACGCACGGGAAUGACGUACAUCAAACACUGCCCUUUUUCCAGAAAGAACUAUCGAAGAUGUAACGAACCGCAUUUAUUAUGCCGGCCGUCGGCCAGGCCGUGCUGCACUCAGAACUGCCGGCUCAGAAUGUUGUGUGGAGUAUUUAAUUGCUAAAACAACCCAGAGGAGGGAGCCUUUUUGGCAAGUUGGCAGCGCCGUGGUUUAAGCCUUAAGUUGUGCUGAACGUGUUUUGUGUGGUAUGAUUUUAAAUCUCACCAGCCUCACCUAAUAUUUAUCGAACGUUGUGGAUCGGCGGGGGAAGGAGCGAUGAUGGUCAGAGCGUACCGUGUUUUGGUGCUCCGGCUUCGGCUCAGUGAAAUAUAUGUGUUUUAUUUUUUCUCUUUUGUAAUAAAAGCAAUGAGUUGAUAUACAAA